GAACUCUCGGUUGGCGGCGUCAACGUUUCCCUGGCUCUUCUUCACAAAAAUACACAAAAACUGCAACCGAAAAGCAAAUCCAAAAAACAAUCUUAUAAAUAUUCACAUCAAUCUUAGUGCGUUUUUUUUAAGUAGUUGUCGUUACCGCAAAUGCAUUUGAUUUUAAUUUCCGCCUGGAGAAUUUAGAGGAAAAGCUGAAUGUCGCAGUGCGAAUGAGAAUGCUGGCCGGGCAGCAGGAGGUCCGCCGUAGAUUGUCAAGCCAAGCCGGACAGCCGGAAAAUUAUUCCGGGGCAGGCGGCAGGCCACACGGCGUAUGCGUAACGAGAGAACGAAACAGAAAGUGAUGCGUAAUUUGCGGGCCAAAGCAACACAAAAAUUUCAAAUUAAAAGCAAAAUACCGAGUAUCAGUGCAAGGAGGAACGGCAACAGCUAAAUAAAACAAGCCACAUUCAAUUAGCAGCUCUAUAAUAAUUAAGAACCCCAAGAAAAACAACAAGGGUUACCUAUAUUUGAAAUAAGUUUCAAAAGCAAUGUAGUGGGAAUCCAAUGCAAAUGCAGAACGAGAGUACAAAGCGCAGCAAACGGCAGCCAAAUGAGGAGGAGAAUAAUUGAAAUCAAGUAAAACUUCAAACACAAACAACUAGCAGAAUAAGCAGCAACCACUGAACCCCCUAUAUAUAUAUAUAUACUUAUAUAUGUAUAAACCAGCAUAUAUAUAGCGUUAGCUGAGCAACAAUCUAGCUAUAGUCGCCAUGCAUGGACAUCACAACCACAACCAUCUGCAGCAGCAGCAGCCACAAAAUCCGCAGGAUCAGCAGCCGGGAGCCAUCAUGAAGGCAGCCAGCCAUCCGCCCCACCACCCACUCAGCCACCCACAUCCGCACCAGCAGCAGCAUCCCCAUGCCCAGCCACAUCCGCAUCCGCAUCCCCAUCCGCAUCCACAUCCGCACCACAAGCUGUCGGCGAGAAGGGCGCGCAGUCGCAGUCGAAGUCGCAGUCCAUCGCCGGAUGGCAAUCAGGAUUACGAUGUGACCAGGAUGCGGGAGGAGGACUUCCAGCGGCUGGCCGUCUACCUGGUGCCGGAUGUCCAGGCGGAGCGGGGACUGCCCAAUCGGGCGGACAAAACGCUGCCGCGCAGCCUGACGCUCAAGUCAUCCAUGGUCUACUCAACGCCAAAUGUUAAGACUGAAGGAGUUUGGAGCAGCGGGGUCAUCCCACGUGGCACUCGCUUCGGCCCAUUCGAAGGCAUUCCAACCUCAAACUAUCCCAAUGAUAAGAACAAGGCGCGCUAUUUCUGGCGGGUGCAGGGAACACGCCACAUAACCUACGGGAAUAUUAAGAUCUUCAAGGACGAUGACUACUAUUAUCUGGAUGGCUCGGAUCGCUCGCAAUCCAAUUGGAUGCGCUAUGUGGCGUCCGCCUACAGUCUGUCCGUGAUGAAUCUGGUGGCGUGCCAGCACCAGGAGAACAUCUAUUUCUACACCACCCGCGACAUUCUGCCCAACGAGGAGCUGAUGGUGUGGUACUGCAAGGACUUCGCCAGUCGUCUGGGCUACGAUGUGGAUCCCGAGACGACGAUCUUUGGGGCCUGCAAGCAGGCGGUGGAGGCGGAGGAGGAGGUCGAUGAGGAGGAGGAGGAGGCGGAGGGGGAGGAUGGCAAGCCGCGAUACUCGAUGCCUGCCCCGGAAAUUCCCGCCGAUGUGGCCGUGAGUCACAUUACCUACGUCAUGGGUCUCCAUCUGCCUGUGGGAGCGGGAAAUGGUGCGGCGAACGGUGCGGUUUCCGUUUCCGGUGCCACGCCUCCACCACCCAGUGCCACCCAAUGCUGCCGCCGCUCCAGUCCACCCGCCCAUGUCAGCACCACCACCGCCGCUUGCAACUCCCACCACCCGCACAUCCAGCAUGGUCGCCACGCUUCCGUGAUCAUCGGCCAGGAUCGAUCGCCUUUGGCCAGCAGCGACAAGGACACGGCGGGCUCACCCCUCUCCGGCCUGGAUCACCAGAUGACACCGCAGGAUGGCAGCGUGAGAUCGGUGCGUUCGGAUGAGGGCUACCACAGCAACGAGUGCCACGAGGAUGGACUCACGCCACCCGAGGAUUCCAGCGACAGCGAGAGUGAGCACAACUAUGUGCUGGACUGUUCGAAGAAGGCGAUUGCCCCCAAGGAGACGGUGAUUGCCCAGGCCCAGAAGCCUAGCAGUUCGCCCCCGGCAGUGGUUAUGGCCAACACCACCACCAGUGCGAUCAAUAGCCAUAGUUCGCCAGCGGCCACGCCAAUUUGUGAGACGGACAAGAAUGAGUACAGGAAGUUCAAGGUGAAGAUGCCGCUGAAGUAUGAGUUCAAGAACAAGAGCUGCGUGAAACAGGAGCCCAGUCUGAAGGAGGUGGAUCAGGAGAUGUCCCUGCCGCAGGAGGAGGAGGAGGAGCAGGUGAUGCAUCCGGAACCCGAUUCCAUUUGCCCCUCGACCACCACCCAUCUGGGCGAUGAGCAUAUGCUGAUGAUGGACAGGGAGCGGGAAAGGGAGAGGCAGAGGGAUAGGGAGCAGGAGAGGAUUCAGGAGCGAGAACAAUCCAAUCAGCAGCCCGCCUCCUCCACGGUCAUUGUCCUGGAACACAAUUCCGGUGGCCAGGCCCGCACCAUUGUCCCACUGAGCAAACCCUACUACGAGCCAGAUCCGCCGGGAGAACGCUAUCUGCGAUUUGGCCAGCCCUCGUCGAGCAUCCUGGAGACCAUCCUGACGAGCCAACAUCGUUUGGAGGCGGCUGCAGCGGCGGCAAAUGCCUGUAGGCAGGCCAAUGCGGCCACGCCCCCACCCACUUCGCCCACGGAGAUGGCCUACAGCUACAAGAAGUCCCAGCGAUAUGGCAAUGCCGUGAGUCCGGACAGCAGCUCCAAUCUGGGCCAGAAUCCCGAGCAGCUCUCCUCGUCGACCGUGGUGGUGGGUGAGCAGGAAAUGACCAGGGCCACCUUGAUCAAGGGGGAGUGCUCGCCACCACCGCCCAGCCACCAUCAUCACAACGUGAUCUUCUCACCCUCGAGACAUGCGGCCUAUUUGGGAGCUGGCGAGGCGGGUGGUCACUCACCAAGUCCCGGCUAUCCUGGUUAUCCCCACUACGGAGCAGCGGCCACCUCGACCUUCCACUCGCCACCGCACAGUUCCCAUUCGCCCUUCGAUCGCCAAUCGAAUGCCUCGAGUGGAGCGGGCUCUGCAUCCAAUUUGCAUUUGUUGCAGACCAGCACCCAGAUGCUGAACCAUCCGCUGAUGCAGCCGCUCACCCCGCUGCAACGCCUGUCGCCCCUGAGGAUCUCACCGCCCAGCAGCCUGAGUCCCGAUGGCAACUCCUGUCCCCGCAGUGGCAGCCCCCUGAGUCCCAAUUCCCUGGCCUCCAGGGGCUACCGAUCGCUGCCCUAUCCGCUGAAGAAAAAGGAUGGCAAGAUGCACUACGAGUGCAAUGUGUGCUGCAAGACCUUCGGGCAGUUGAGCAACCUCAAGGUGCAUUUGAGGACCCAUUCCGGCGAAAGACCCUUCAAGUGUAAUGUGUGCACGAAGAGCUUCACCCAGUUGGCGCACCUGCAGAAGCAUCACCUGGUGCACACGGGCGAGAAACCGCAUCAGUGCGACAUUUGCAAGAAGCGAUUCUCGAGCACUUCCAAUCUGAAGACCCAUUUAAGGCUUCACAGUGGCCAGAAACCAUAUGCCUGUGAUCUGUGCCCCCAGAAAUUCACACAGUUUGUGCAUCUCAAGCUGCACAAGAGAUUGCACACGAAUGACAGGCCGUAUGUGUGCCAGGGAUGUGACAAGAAGUACAUCAGUGCAUCGGGUUUGAGGACACACUGGAAGACCACCAGCUGCAAGCCCAACAAUCUGGAGGAGGAGCUGGCCAUGGCCGCAGCGGCCACCUCGGAGUGUUUGGAUAAAGACCAUCCCGAACCGGACUCCCGAGAAGCCUACGAGCAGCUGACCCAGCACAUGCAUCCUGCAGUGCAUCCGGGAUUGAGGCAUCUCUCAAACGGAGGUCAAUCGCCACCACGAUUGAUACCCCUGGGCAAUCACAUGGCGCCGCAGCAGCAACAGCAGUCGCAUCAGCAGCAGCAACAUCAACAGCCACCGCCCCACCUGCUGAUGGCUCAGCAUUCGGUGGGUCCGGCACCCAUGCUCCUGACCACCGCCAGCCAGUUGCCACCACCGCCGCCGCACCACCAGCAGAAUUCGCCCAGCCGCCUGCUGCAACAUGGCCACCCACAUCCGUUGCAAAUGCAGCAGCAACAGCAACAGCAGCAGCAGCAACACUCGCCCAAGGGACUCAAAUCCCUGCCAGAAUCGGGGGUGUAUCUGCAUGGUCAGCAUGUGCAGGCCCAGGAGAGCAGGCCAUCGGUCAUCGAGUCCUCCAACCAGCCCAUGAUCAUCGAAUGCACGUAGGAGAUGUGUGUCAUGGUAUACCAUAUAAAAACAAGGACGAGCUGCAGACCAGAGGAAGUGAUGGAAUCCAAGUGCAAUAAAAUCAAAUAGAGUUAAGAACAGACAGACAGACGAUACCCCCCAAAAAAAAAAGCAGCACAAGUAAACGUAACGGUAUUAUUAUAUAGUUGUAUAUAGUUCAAGACUUCCCCGUAAAUUUUUGAUCCCCACGCCCCCCCCUUAAACUGAAAUUGAAAACUCAUUUUCGCGCUAUGAAAACUAGAUCUCACCAAUUGGCAAUCCCAUGAAUUCUUCUUCUCAUCAUUAUCAGCAUGGCAGGAGAGCACUAAAGGCAUAUUAUUUUUGAUAAAUAUUUUAUAUAUAUACACCGUACAUAUGAAAGGACGUGUAGAAAUUGGUUAACAGGAAGGCGAUUGUUAAUGGGAGAAUAAAUGGAGCCGGCAGCAGAAGAGAAUUUUGCGGAAAACUGA
Drosophila subpulchrella is the source of this 4891-nucleotide messenger RNA. RefSeq lists its product as uncharacterized. Gene Ontology annotation, molecular function: DNA-binding transcription repressor activity, RNA polymerase II-specific; RNA polymerase II cis-regulatory region sequence-specific DNA binding; histone deacetylase binding. Gene Ontology annotation, biological process: cell fate commitment; regulation of transcription by RNA polymerase II. The transcript has 6 exons. Gene Ontology annotation, cellular component: nucleus; cytoplasm. The coding region runs from base 753 to 4421 and encodes 1222 amino acids. Lineage: Eukaryota; Metazoa; Arthropoda; Insecta; Diptera; Drosophilidae. The record is from RefSeq and is a predicted model, not a curated record.